This is a messenger RNA of Fopius arisanus, 1899 nucleotides long. RefSeq names its product ATPase H(+)-transporting accessory protein 2 (gene ATP6AP2). Gene Ontology annotation, molecular function: signaling receptor activity. Gene Ontology annotation, biological process: positive regulation of Wnt signaling pathway. The record is from RefSeq and is a predicted model, not a curated record. NCBI's taxonomy places the organism in Eukaryota, Metazoa, Arthropoda, Insecta, Hymenoptera, Braconidae. The coding region runs from base 105 to 1313 and encodes 402 amino acids. The transcript is spliced from 8 exons. Gene Ontology annotation, cellular component: external side of plasma membrane; membrane.
UAUGAUCGGUCUCGGUGGUUCAGAAUUUGGAGAUCAGUGGGUUAGGAUAAGAACCCUGAAAUCACCGAUUAUUUGAGUGAAUCCUUACAAUUUGGUGUCAAGAAAUGUUAAAGAUCGUGUUCCUCACGUUAUUCGCCAUCGGCACAGCUCUAGGCGAUGGGGAGUUGGUCAUUCUGAAUAAUCCUGCCAGUGUACACUUUGAUGGGACACAUACCAUCAACCAGAGCUGUCUGAAGGAAGUCUUCACUGUUGUUCUUGGAUACACCCCUAAAUUGACUCAACCGUGGGAUGGAGUGACGAUUACAGAUCCCUUCGCCCUUCCAGAGGCUCUCGUGAGUAUUGCAAUCGAGGGAGUUGAGACGCUGAAAUCACCCAGGGGAAAGCACUUUCCUCUGAACGUCGACGAGGUCGAGGAAACCACGUGGCAGGCAGUCUCUCGUCGCCUGGAGGAACGAGACAAUAAUAAUACUCUCGUUAGGAUUUGUGUUGGCGAUGGACUGGACGCUCUGGGGCAAUCGGCCCUCGGUGAACUUAAGCCAAAUCCAGUGGACGCAUCGUCUCUGAAGCAUCUCAGCCUCAGCAAUGACGAGGACCGAAAAUUCAUCGAGGAACUCGAGCUGCUUCGAGCAAUUGCCCAGAAGGUCCCCUCAACAAUCACAGCCAACUCCAAACCAGAUGUCUACUGGUUCGUCGUCUCUGGGCUUCGACCAGUGAUAGACCUGCAUGGAAAGGACUCUGAGGCGACCAAGGAGGCCUUCAAGCUCCUCAACGACGCCGUCAACGACGUCUCCAAUGCAUUCACUGAUAUUUACAAUGGACAAGUCGUCGUUGCAGUAUUCACCAAUGAUGUCAGGUCCAUUCAGUCACGUGUACGAAGGGAGGAGAAAGUCGGGGAAACUGAAAAUCUGGAGGCUACUUCCCAAAACGCCACUGACACUCUCAAUAAAAUUGAUAAGAGCAUACGAAAGAUGGAGAAUGAUACUGAGGAACUUGUUGAACUCAUCAACGAUCUAGAAACAACGACACGAGACUCUGAGAAAUCGACCACUGAGUCUGAUUUGAAAGAGCGGAAACACGAGAUUCACUCGAUGCAUAGUAGUGAAAAUGAUUAUGACCCUGGAAAGCCAAUCAAGUUGAGACUUUCGAAAAGGUACUCGGCGAAUUAUCCUGUUAUUUUCAACAUCUUCUUGUGGUUCGGAGUCGUUUUCUUCUUCUCUCUCCUCGCCAUCUGCAUUGCCAUUGCUCAAAUGGAUCCGGGCCGAGACUCCAUAAUCUACAGAAUGACUUCCAACAGAAUGAAGAAAGAUAACUAAACCCCAUUAAUCAGCACUUAGCAUUCGACAAUGUGAUAAAAUAAUUACAAGUCACUUGUGUUUUCCAAAAAAUGGUGUUGAAUGUCGAGCACAAGUUCAUCGCUGUUGUAAAUUCAAUAUCAAGUAUUGUAUCGUGUAAAGUCUGCUGUAGAAACCUCAAUUUUUCCGUUAAUUAAUUAAUGAUAUAAAAAGAUUGUGUGCCAAGGGUAGGGCCCAGUGCAUUCCUUCAUCCCGAUCGAUUAUUUAACAUAGAAUAAUAUAAAUAAUUGAUGGAAAGUGAACCUGCCGAGAGACACCACAGAAAACGAACAACAUACCAUGAAUAACGUAAUUGUUAAUUAAUAAAUGAAGAAAAAAAUUACUCAUUAGUAAAGUGGUUAAAAAUUACGAACCGAUACUUUGAGUACACAAGUUUGAGUUCCAUUCUUUGCCCUUUACUAAUGUUGUUUUUAAUUGUAAAUUUAGUUGAUACUUAAGAUGUUCUUGUUAAAUGGACAAACGAUGUGCAUAAAUCCGCCUAAAAAUGGAAUCAGGCUUGGGUGUAAAAAAACUGUAUCAUUGAUAAUAUAGAUUAUGUUACUUCGAA